Messenger RNA from Daldinia childiae, 1800 nucleotides. Its product is annotated as Replication factor A protein 1. The record is from RefSeq and is a predicted model, not a curated record. Gene Ontology annotation, cellular component: nucleus. Lineage: Eukaryota; Fungi; Ascomycota; Sordariomycetes; Xylariales; Hypoxylaceae. Bases 1 to 1800 code for a protein of 599 amino acids. Gene Ontology annotation, molecular function: DNA binding. The transcript has 6 exons. Gene Ontology annotation, biological process: DNA replication; DNA recombination; DNA repair.
AUGUCGGCAGCAGCAGCUCAACAAUCUAUCACACAGGGGGCUCUAGACGCCAUCUUCAGCGACCCAGAGCAUGUCGAGCAGCUCUUCCCAGUUCCUAUUCUGCAAUGUCUACAAAUAAAGCCUCUCGGCCCACAGCAAGGAGCUGCCGGCCAGCCCGACCGCUACCGUGUUGUCUUAAGUGAUAUACGCAAUUAUGUCCAAUGCAUGCUGGCAACACAGGCCAACCAUGUAAUCCACAAUAACUCUCUUGUCCGCGGAGCUCUGGUUCGGAUUAAGUCGUAUCAAGCAAAUUCAGUCAAGGGAAAGAAUAUUCUAAUUAUCCUUGACCUUGACGUCGCUACUGAGCUCGGUGUUCACGACCGGAUUGGCGAACCCCAAGCAUUCGAAGCUAAGCCGCAAGCUGCUAAUACUACAGCAGCCAUAGUCGGAACCUGUAUCGUCACGUAUGGGCGGAGCUACAACACCACAUCUCACGGCAAUGGAAACAAUGUCAUCUACCCUAUCGAGGCUCUCUCACCCUAUGCGCACAAGUGGACUAUUAAGGUUCGUGUAACACAGAAGUCCGACAUUAAGACCUGGCAUAAGGCUUCUGGCGAGGGUAAAUUGUUCUCCGUCAAUCUUCUCGACCAGAGUGGCGAAAUAAAAGCGACCGCGUUCAACGAGCAAUGCGACCAAUUCUACGAUUUAUUACAAGAGGGCCAGGUCUACUAUAUCAGCAACCCAUGCCGUGUUUCUCUCGCAAAGAAGCAAUUCACUAAUCUUCCUAACGACUAUGAACUCGCCUUUGAACGGGAUACUGUCAUUGAGAAAGCCGAGGAUCAGGCCAGUGUGCCUCAAGCCCGCUUUAAUUUCGUCAACAUCGAAGAGCUCCAGAACGUAGAAAAAGAUGCUACUGUUGAUGUUAUUGGUGUGCUGAAGGAAGUUGGUGAGGUCUCUUCGAUCACUUCUAAGAACACCGGAAAGCCGUUUGAUAAGCGCGAAUUAACUUUGGUUGACGAUACUUCAUAUGCCGUACGCCUUACGAUAUGGGGUAAGACCGCCACUACAUUUACCACUCAACCAGAAUCUAUCGUUGCAUUCAAAGGGGCGAAGGUGUCUGACUUCGGUGGUCGAUCCCUUUCUCUUCUUUCCUCUGGCAGCAUGAAUGUUGAUCCUGACAUCGAAGAGGCUCACCGUCUGAAGGGCUGGUAUGACUCCCAAGGCCGUACCGACAACUUUUCUACUCACAACAAUAUGGCAUCUAUGGGUUCCGCCACAGGUCGUGUCGACCAAGCGAAGGUAAUUUCCCAGGUGAAGGACGAGGGCCUCGGCACGGAAAAUACGGACUACUUCAACCUGAAAGCCACAAUCGUCUAUAUUAAGCAGGAUAAUUUCGCGUAUCCUGCGUGUAGCAGUGAACAAUGCAACAAGAAAGUAAUCGAACAAGGUGACGGUACAUGGCGGUGUGAGAAGUGCGAGAUUUCUCACCCACGGCCACAAUACAGAUACAUCAUGAGUGUAAACGUAAACGAUCACACCGGCCAGCUCUGGCUAUCAUGCUUCGACGACGUCGGGCGCGUCAUCAUGGGCAUGUCAGCCGAUGAGUUGAUGGAGAUCAAAGAAAACGACGAAGACAGGUUCCCUACCAUAUUCGAAGCGGCCAACUGCACCAAACUUCAUUUUAGAUGCCGGGCCAAGACGGAUACGUACGGCGAAAACUCACGGGUACGCUACCAGGUGAUGAGUGCUAACCAGCUGGACUUCCGAGCUGAGGCCCUGAAGUUAUCCGACAUGAUCAAGCAAUUCGGUAUCAGCUCGUGA